Messenger RNA from Microthlaspi erraticum, 312 nucleotides. The record is from the annotation of a GenBank genome assembly. Lineage: Eukaryota; Viridiplantae; Streptophyta; Magnoliopsida; Brassicales; Brassicaceae.
AUGGCUUACGUCGACCACGCGUUCUCGAUAUCGGACGAGGACCUAAUGAUUGGGACUUCGUACACCGUCAGUAAUCGACCGCCGGUGAAGGAGAUCUCACUCGCGGUGGCUCUCCUCGUGUUCGGCACCUUAGGAAUCGUCUCCGGUUUCUUCAUGGCGUACAAUCGAGUCGGCGGUGACCGAGGCCACGGGAUUUUCUUCAUCGUGCUGGGGUGUCUUCUGUUUAUCCCGGGGUUUUACUAUACAAGGAUUGCAUAUUACGCUUACAAAGGAUAUAAAGGCUUCUCCUUCUCAAACAUACCAUCCGUUUAA